UGUACGGCUACACGAAAAUAUAAACUCCACAGAUUCUUGAAGCUCAACACCUGGUUCCCUAUAUGUUACUGUUCUUCUUGUAUCCUAGAGAGAGAAAGUAAGUAAGAGAGAGAGAGAGAGAGAGAGAGAGAGAGAGAGAGAUGAGGCAGCAGCUAUCGUUGAUCAACGCAACGACGUCGCCGGACACUACAACCAUCGUCAGCCGCCACAGAUAUUUAUCGCUUUUUGCCUCCGAUGACCGUGACUUUCUUCUCUCUCCCACCGGAGCUCAGAUAAAAAUUUCCGACCUUCACGACAAAAUCGUUGGCAUUUACUUUUCAGCAAACUGGUAUCCACAAUGCCAAAGUUUUACAAAACUAUUGAUUCAAGUAUACGAACAAAUCAAAGCGAAAAAAGGGUCAGCAUUUGAGAUCAUCUUUGUUUCAUCUGAUGAAGACUUGAAUGCAUUCAACAACUACUAUCAAUCAAACAUGCCAUGGCUUGCGAUUCCGUUCUCUGAUUUGGAAACUAAAAAGGCAUUGAACAACAGAUUUGACGUUGAGGGGAUUCCAUGCUUGAUCAUCUUGCAACCCGAUCAUGAUGCAGGUAUUGUGCACGAUGGAGUUGAGUUGAUUUAUCGUUAUGGUGUUGAAGCAUAUCCUUUUACAAAAGAGAGGUUGGAUGAGUUGUUGAAGCAAGAAAAGGAGAAGCAUGAACGACAAACUCUCUCAAAUUUGCUUAUGAAUCAUGAUAGAGAUUUUCUUUUGGCUCAUUCGGCAUCCAAAAAGGUAUUAAUAUCUUCCUUGAUAGGCAAAACCAUCGGGCUAUAUUUUUCAGCACAAUGGUGUCUCCCAAGUCUCAAAUUCACACCCAAGUUGAUAUCCAUUUACCAAAAGAUAAAAGCAAAACUAAGUGAACAAGAAGACUUUGAAAUCAUCUACGUGUCAACUGAUCACAAUCAGCUAGAGUUUGAAUCUUCUUUCAGCUUAAUGCCAUGGCUAGCACUCCCAUUUGGGGACUCGAUCAAUAAGGAGUUGACCAAGUACUUUGAUAUCACGGGUAUUCCAAGUUUGAUCAUUUUGGGUCCAGAUGGAAAAACUGUAACGAAGAACGGGAGAUCUCUGAUUAACUUGUACGAAGAGGAAGCUUAUCCUUUUACAGAAGCGAGGGUGAAGCUAUUGGAGAAGCAAAUGGAUGAGGAUGCAAAGAAUCUUCCGAGCAUGGAGAUACAUUCGGGUCAUCGCCAUGAACUCACGUUGGUGUCUCAAGAAAAUGGUGGGGGGCCGUUUAUAUGUUGUGAUUGUGAUGAGCAAGGUUCGGGCUGGGCUUACCAGUGCAUUGAUUGUGGGUAUGAAGUGCACACCAAGUGUGUUAGGCCGGUGGUUCAGAUGUCUAGUGCAUGAAAAUCCACCGGAAAACUGUUUACUACUAUUUGUUUACCAAAAGGUGAGUUAUGGGUUGAUGUUAGAUUUUGGAAUGAUAAAUUGUGUAUAAUUAUUAUCUUGAGUAAGUUGUUCGCUUUCCAACAA
Lactuca sativa (garden lettuce) is the source of this 1508-nucleotide messenger RNA. Its product is annotated as putative nucleoredoxin 2. The record is from RefSeq and is a predicted model, not a curated record. Lineage: Eukaryota; Viridiplantae; Streptophyta; Magnoliopsida; Asterales; Asteraceae.